Serpula lacrymans var. lacrymans S7.9 is the source of this 1659-nucleotide messenger RNA. RefSeq lists its product as uncharacterized. NCBI's taxonomy places the organism in Eukaryota, Fungi, Basidiomycota, Agaricomycetes, Boletales, Serpulaceae. Gene Ontology annotation, cellular component: nucleus; spindle; cytoplasm. Gene Ontology annotation, molecular function: GTP binding; structural constituent of cytoskeleton. The record is from RefSeq and is a predicted model, not a curated record. Gene Ontology annotation, biological process: mitotic cell cycle; nuclear division; microtubule cytoskeleton organization. The coding region runs from base 54 to 1370 and encodes 438 amino acids. The transcript is spliced from 9 exons.
GAGCAAUCACCCCAUCCUCGACUUUCGUCCACUCCUCUCCAUCUUUCGAAAAAAUGCGUGAAGUCAUCUCCGUGCACGUUGGCCAAGCUGGUGUCCAGAUUGGUAACGCCUGUUGGGAACUGUACACCGUCGAGCACGGUCUCAGUCCCGAUGGCCGUCUUGUUGAAGGUUCGCCCUCAGCCAACGAUGAUGGCUUCAGCACUUUCUUCUCGGAGACGUCGUCUGGUAAACACGUGCCGCGUUCGCUCUACAUUGAUUUGGAGCCGAAUGUGAUCGACGAGGUCAGGACUGGAACAUACCGGAGUUUGUUCCACCCAGAGACCCUGGUCACGGGCAAGGAAGAUGCUGCUAGUAACUACGCACGUGGUCACUACACCAUCGGAAAGGAGCAGAUUGACGUUGUAAUGGACAAGGUUCGCCGUUUGGCCGAUAACUGCGCGGGUCUCCAGGGAUUCUUUAUCUUCCAUUCAUUUGGUGGUGGAACUGGUUCUGGUUUCGGUGCUCUUAUCCUUGAGCGUCUUUCCACUGACUAUGGGAAGAAAUCCAAGUUAGAAUUUAGUGUAUACCCUGCACCUACAAUGGCCAACUCUGUUGUUGAGCCCUAUAACUCGCACUCGGAUUGUUCAUUCAUGGUUGAUAACGAGGCUAUUUACGACAUUUGCAAGAAGAAUCUCAACAUCUCUUCGCCUAGCUUCACCAACUUAAACCGAUUGAUUGCUCAGGUUGUUUCAUCUAUCACUGCUUCUCUUCGCUUCGAUGGGUCUUUGAACGUGGACUUGAACGAAUUCCAAACAAACUUGGUUCCCUUCCCUCGAAUCCACUUCCCUUUGGCCACUUUUGCUCCUAUUAUUUCUGCAGAAAAAGCUCACCAUGAGCAGAACUCUGUAGCGGAUAUGACAUUCUCUUGCUUCGAGACCGGUAACCAGAUGGUCAAGUGUGACCCUCGCGAAGGCAAAUACAUGGCAUGUGCUCUGUUGUACCGUGGUGACGUCGUUCCCAAAGACGUCAAUGCUGCUGUCAGCAUCAUCAAGACGAAGCGGACGAUUCAAUUUGUUGACUGGUGUCCCACCGGUUUCAAGCUUGGUAUUUGCAAUGAGCCCCCAGCGUAUGUUCCUGGAGGUGAUCUCGCCAAAGUCUCGCGUAGCAUGUGCAUGUUGUCGAACACGACUGCUAUUUCUACUGCAUGGAGUCGUCUUGACCAUAAAUUCGACCUUUUGUACUCGAAACGUGCCUUCGUUCACUGGUAUGUGGGUGAGGGUAUGGAAGAAGGCGAGUUCUCUGAGGCUCGGGAGGACCUUGCCGCUUUAGAAAAGGAUUACGAGGAGGUUGGCAUCGAUUCGGCUGACGUCGAGGAGGCCGGAGAGUACUAGAUGCUUUCUUCUUCGCUUCUUUUUUUCCCGCUAGGUCGUAGUCCGCUUAUAAUUCUCUUUACUAUUGUCUUUGUCAUGAAUUUUUACGUAUACCGCCAUUGAUAUCCAUUUGUCUUUACCUCGUGCAUUUCUAUCUUUUUUUUUACCUACGGAAACAAAAUAUUACGACUCCUUGUAGUGCAGGUUGUGUGAUUUUAGUAACGAUUAUGAAGCUAGUUGAGGGCACGUACUUGAAGUUGUGCCUUGCUGUCUCUAAUUAGUGCAAAUGAUAUAUCGGACAGACAAAAAA